CGUAACGCAGCUCCACCGCCGGCCGGCGUCGCGGACUACACGUUUCGCGUCGCCCGUGACUAGUCGGUAGAGUCGGCCGCGGCGGUGUCGUUUUACCAAGGGCGAGGCCGACACCCGCUACAAUAAUAGUAGGCACGCGCCGCGCGCACGACCGUCGCUACCGCCAAAACCACCCCGCCCUAUCUUCCCACACUUUUGCAUUCGUCGGAACCGUUUCCGUUGUUUUUCCGUGACGCAUUCGCUCGCGCGUGUGGCCGUUUACGCGUAUACCCGCGUAUUCCACAUUUCGCAUUUGUCGAUUCGAAAUUUUAUCAGUGUAACUCAUGGGCGUGCUCUUGUCCGAGCGCCCGGCCAUGUACCGCGGACACGGCGGAGUCGCGCAGUAACACACCGGAUCCAAUAACAAUAAUAAUCGCAGUAAACAGGCGCCCGUACAAAACGCAUUGUAUAUUAUUGUUGGGAUAGAGUAGCCGAUAUACGCGCGUUGUCACUAUUAUAAUAGAUCUAUUAUUAAACGUUCGUCUGUACACAGCCGGACAACAUUAGUCACGCGAUCAAUGGACAUCAAGGGUAAGGUAGCCAUGGUUACAGGCGGGGCGGCCGGCAUCGGCCGCGCGUACUGCGAAGAUUUGCUGAAAAACGGAGCUAAAGUAAGAAUUCGAAUUUUUUCCGUAGUUGUUGUACAUUACAGUUUACCUGUUAUUAUAUAUUUCACUCGCGCGCGGAGGAAUACUGCAGCAAGUACAAUUAUAAUAAUAUGCCCGAAGCCGAUCGAUAAACGUUUACCGUGAAACUGAUAAUACCCACGAUGGUAGGUACAUUCGCUUUUUGCCGGAUAGUAAACGGAAUGAUAUUAAACUCCGGUUGCCCUUCCCCCCCCCCUUGGAAUUGCAUUCGCCCCUCGCGAUAAUUACAACUGUCGACAAAAUGUAUUAAUUAGGUAAAUGUACAAUAGGCACCCGUUAGGUACUCGUUUAAUUUACAUAGAAUUAGCAAUGAAAAAAAAGUGAGCCCUCACCAGAGUAAUUUUCUGGGUUCAACACUGAUUUUAAAGAGCUGAAAAUGAAGAGUGCAACAGAAAUUCGAAUGGCUUGUGUAGCGCUUUGAUGAACGAGUGCAGGAGUCCACCAGAGAGGAUAGAGUAACGAAUCAGUUCGUAAGGUGUAUAGCAUUUAUUAUGUUAUAGAAGUUCUCGAGAAGUGUCAAGAGAUGAUGUGUCAGAGGCCGGAUGGAAAAAACCGAAGAAGCAGCCCCGUAUUUGGGUGGGCCUUGUUGACCGUAAUGGCAAUUUGUAUUUAGUCUAUAUUAAUAGGGGGCGGUAAAUUUAUAUUGAUGCCCUACAAAAACAAAUUAUAUAUAUAUAGGUAUAAUAUUAAACUGUCUGAAUGCAAUUUUUAGAUUCCGAGUGGAGCGAAGAAGCUUAUGGUUUUACAAAAGUUUUUUUUUUUUCUGUUUUGCGGGUAACUUUUCUAUUAGAGAUCUUGCUCCGAUUUUUAUGUAUAGCACCUUUUUCUAAAAGAAACUCGAGGUAGGGAUGUACUUUAGAAAGGUUAAUUUUCGAUUUUCUUAAGAGUUUUCUCAUCAAAUGCGAAAAACUAAGAAAAAAUUGAGGAAAAACGGGAAAAUCGAUACAACAUUUAACAAAUAUUAUUAAAGAAAAUAUAUAAAGCAUAUUUAAUUAUUUACCUGCAAUAUGGUUUAUAUUUAUAUAUUGUUAACAAAGCAUCACUAUCAACUGAAUUCCGCUCAGAAUUGUUUUUUCGUAAGCAAUCGAUGCUUACAAGCAUACAUUAAAAUACUUAUAACAGUGGCUGCAUCAUCCCCCAUUAUCCUAGGACGUCUUUUUUUAUUAUUAUGUAUCUUUUUAUAUAUAAAUAUACUGUGUUCAAAAAUUCUACUAGAAAUUUUGCUCCGAUUUUCAAGUGUACCAUUUUAUCUGAAAUUAAAUUUUCCUGUAGUGGUACUCUAAUAAGGAAGUUAUUUAUUCAUUUUCCAAGCAGUUUUCAAAAUAAUUGACAAAAAAAACGAUAAAUUUUACGAAAAUGAUGUAUUAUUUUCAAUUUUGUUUUCUUGUUGAAAUUCGGAUAAAAAUGUUCGUAGAAACUUAAAAUUUAGACUUGGACUUUAUAGACAGGAUUCGCCUUUUAUAAAUGUGGUAAAAUUUGCAAAAAAUUUGAGUCAUUUUUUAGCUAUUUAAUGCCAUUUUAAUUUUGUGAGCUUUUUUACAAUUCGGUAGUUACUCUGUGGAUAAAAUUGUUAGACCAAACAGAAAUGCUUAAAAAUUUAACAGGAGGUUCAUUAUAAGUUGUACUUAAUGGUCAACCAAAAAAAUUUGGAAGUAGUAUUUUUUUUUUUUUUUAUAAGAAUUUUAAUUUCAAAUUUUGACAAAAAUCUUAAAUAUUACGGCCUUUCGAAUCGUACAAUCGAACUCCUCUCAGAAUCGUUUUUCGUUUGCAAAGAUUAAUCUUUACCUACAUCCAUAAAACACAUUCAUAUACAUUUAAUUCUUCUUUAUAUCCUACCUUUCCAACUUCUCACUUACUACAGCGGCUUACCUAUCGUUUCGAAGUAUGUCCGUCAGUUUUUAAAAAUGUAUACACCAAUGUCGGCGCCAAAGUUGGAAAACGUGCACGUCCACACUAAAUAUCAAUAAAAUAAAUUUUGUCCACGUAAAUAUGUCUGACGAAAAUGACGCGGUGUUCUAUCCCAUAUCACCGGUCUUUCGUGAUAGUAAAUCUAUUAACUAAUUAAGAGACCAUGAUUUCUUUUAUCCACCCCAUAAUAAUAUUUGCGUAAAAAUAAAUAGUUUUCUCAAGAAUCUAAUAAUUAAUAUAAAAUAAUAUUCUUACAAGUUCACAAAGUAUUCCAAAUGAAAACCAAUUUCAAACGGCUCUGCAGGGUGCGCGACGAAUGAAAUAUAUAUGUCGCAUCCACAUAUAGUGAAAUCACUCAUUUCACGAAUUAGAUAUCUAGAUAAUGAAAUUUGUCCAGAUCGUGAAUUUUGACGAAAAUACAUUUCAUAAGAUGGACCUAUUGUGUACUUUGUAUAACUAUUAUAAAACAAAAUGUUUUAUAUUCUUUAGCGAUAAAUAAUCAUAUUAUAUCAUAGUAAACUAUACUUUUCUGUAUUGUUUUAUGAACAAAAAUAUAACAAUUAUAGUCAAUAAAUGAUAUUAUAUUUUUAUUUUAUUUUUCAUAAACUUACUUCAUACUUAUAUACUGCUUUAUUAGCAGUUUUUAUGGUUAUUUAACCGUGUUAAAAUGUAUAUUUGAUUUAAUUAAAUUGAUUUUUAUGUAAGUCCAAAAUUACUUUCGUUUUAAUUUUUACCAUUUCUAUGUCAUCCGUAAUGGAGCGCAUUUAAUAAACAGUUUUUUUAUAGAUUUCAAUUUAUAAUAUUCAUCCAGCUUUUCAGAAAAUGCGUUCGUUUAUUCCAUUUUUAUUUAAAAUUGAAAAUUAUAAGCAAAAUAGUACCUGCGUUAUAUGCAUAACACAAACACUCACUAUAUGUUAUUUAUUGAACAACUUAGGAGUUAUAUAGGUAUCCGUCAACCGUCAUCCGAUAAGGAAAUAUUCAUUUGAAAUCGGAUGUGGAAUUGCCGAAAUUAAAUUUGGUAUCUCUCUCAUUUAAUAUAGACCAUUGAAACCACGGACUAAGAUAUAAUAUUAAGAUACACUAAUAUAUAUCUUAGUCCGUGAUUAAACAUUAUUAUCUUUAUUGAUAUUGAAAAGUAUAGUUUGUGUUAAGUGUGCUUGUUUUAAAAAUAAUAUGCUAUGCAACAAUUGAUAUCAUAAUAAAUCGUCAAGUAAAAAUAAAUAAUAAGGAAAAUAAAUAUAUAGGUUAAUUUAUUAAUUAUUAUCAAUCAAUUAAUUCGUUUGUUUUUUUAAAUAAAACAAAAUAAGACAUAUAAGUAUAGUUAAUUUCGUGAUUAUUUCAUAAUACUUCAUAGGUAACACUGUCAUUUAUAAAAUACAAUAUGCGUAUGGUUUAUAUAGUUGUCCAUUUCAUGAAAUGGAUGUCCAUAUAAUGUAUUUUCUUCAAAAUUCACGAUCGAGACGAAUUUCACCAUCUGGAUAUCCAGUUCAUGAUUUGAGUGAUUUCACUAUGUUGAUGCAACAUGUAUACCUAUAUUACCUAUAUUAAUAAUGUCUGGUUUAUCAGCGACCAAGUUUCACUAGUCAUUUGGCAUCUGCACGUCAAAUACAUUGUUUAUGACAAUAGGUGCAUAUCGAUAUACAUAUUUUGAUAUUUACCGCCAUUAGUCGGGAAACAAAAUUUUGUCUGCGAUAAUAUUUGUAACAAAAUUAUUGAAAAAAUUUAUGAAAUUUUGUCGGCGACGACCCAGACGUAGAAAUUUAUCCUAUUUUAAAUCAAAUUUAUCCAUAUUAAACGUAAAAUAAACGAAUUUUCUACAUUAUCCUUACGCGAAAGUUAUACCAAACAUAGGUUAUAGGUACAUACGAACUGCCUAUCAGACUUUAAUGUAUAAUUCACGUCGAGAAUUUGUGGAACAUUUACUAACAAAAAUUGACACACUUUACACUUAAUCUCUAUUCCCUACGUAUACAUUGUCAUUGAAAUUAACGAAAAAUAGACUUAACAAUAAAAAUACCAGACUUCAACGUAUAUUUCACGUAGUGGCCAGAGGGUGUAAACUAUAGAAAUGUAAAAUGUACAAUAUUAAUGUAAAUUACGCAAAUUAUCUACGUGUAAUUCAAUAUUAUAUUAUUUAUAUAGAUCUAGUAUAGCUAAAAAGUAUAUUGUUAGGUAUAUGAAAAAUUAAAUACCUAAAUACCCGCGUUUGAUAUGUGUGUCGUGUAAGUCUUAUUAAUUAUAAUAGUUAAGUAGAUUCUAUUAUUGUAGACUUGUAGUCACGUAAUGACCGUAUUGUAUGUAUUUAGGUGUCCAUUUGCGAUAUCAAUGAGGACGUCGGCGUAAAGUUGGCUGAUCUGUUGGGCGCCAAAUUCGGAAACGCCAAAGUGAUAUUUUGUCCGUGUGAUGUCACUGAUUAUCCACAGUUUCAAGGUAAAUAUUAUGGGUGCUAGAGUAAGUACUAUAGGUACUGAACAUAGUUUAGGGGUGCAUAGUCUUAAAUAUGUGAUAAAAUCAAAAAAAUAUAUAAAAUAAUUGUAAUUGGUUUGGAUCAACAACCAGAUAAAUUCACUUUUUGAAAUUUGUUCAGGGCUGAUAAAACACGUUUUAUUUUUAUGAUAAGUCAAUGCCAAAAAUAUUACAACUAAUAUUUGUAUUAUCAACACGAUGUUUAUUUAAUACUAUGGAAUUUAAAUUUAGUUAACUUUUAUUUAGUUUUAGACAAAUACUGACCAUAUUGGAGCAAUAACCAGAUAAAUCCGGAUUUAUCGGUUGUCGUACCUAAAUGUAUGUAGUAAUUUUAUCCUACACAAUUAUUCAUAAAAAAGCGAAUUUCGAAAAAAAUUAGGGUUUAUCUGUUUGUUGUUCUAAGCAUUUAAUGUUUUAUACUAGGAGGACUUAACAGAGUUCUAAUUUUUAUUUUUUGAUUGUAGAUGCCUUUCGAAAGACUAUCGCGGCUUUCGGUGGACUUGACAUAGUGGUGAACAACGCAGGCGUCUUUAACGACCGAUUCUGGGAAUUUGAAGUCGACGUAAACUUGGUAAGAAAUUUACCUUUUACUGUAUAGUGUUGCACCAUAUUAUAUUUAUAAAAUAUAGGCACCACGUACUUAGGUAUCUUAUUAAAAUAUUAUAAUAGUAAACAUUCUAAGUUAUCUUCAUCGAAACACCAUUAGUUACUUAGACAACUUGCACUUUAACUUGUAAGUCACCUAUAGGCAAUAUUGCUAUAUAUUUUAGUCACAUACAUUUUUGGAUUCGAUAACAGUGUAGGAUGUAGUACUAUGGUAUAUUCUUCUAUAGUAGUGGGUGAUUUACAUUUUUCAACAUUUUUAUAAACCAAAAUAAAUUAUUGUCUUUUUAAAUAGCCACCUACCUAUAAUUACCAUAUUUCAUAUUUUAAUUCUAUAAUUAAAUAAUUAUAAUGUUCUCUUUUGUUAACACAUCGAUAACAAAUGUCAACAUUACCUGGGUAGAUAUAGGUAUUUAUUUAUCAUUCUCUAGGAAUAGUUAAACAUUCAAUUUGUACAACGUAAUCAUUAAAUGUACAAUGUUCUAUGUCUUAAUUCAGACAAUUUUUUCCCUGUUAUUUAGUGGAUACCUACUUCAAAAUUUAUAAAAAAUGUUCUGUAAAAAUACGCAGAUAUUUGAAAUUCAUUUUGAUAUUCAGGAAAUAUUUUUUAAGAAAUUUUGUUCGGGGAAAAUAAAUAUUAGUAAUAUUUUCAAUUUUUCAAUUUACUAUGUUUAGAAUGGUGUGAUUAGAGGAACAUUACUGGCUAUGCAACUGAUGGGCAAAGAUAAAGGAGGUCGUGGUGGUACAAUAGUCGUAACUUCGUCUACGAUGGGAUAUAAACCAUGUCCAAGUAUGCCUAUUUAUACAGCAACAAAACACGCUCUUAUUGGUUUCAUUAGGUCAUUUGGAGUAAGUUAUAAGAAUUACAAAAUAAUAAAAAAAAAUGCAUGUAAAUACAUCAUAUACUGAUAUUUGAUAUUGUUAAAUUUAGUACUUUUAUGUUAUAAAAUAUUGUCCUUUUCUAUUGCAUGUUAACAUUUUUAAAAUACAUAAUUUAUUUGUUAUAGGAUCCUUUUCAUACAAAUUUAACGGGGAUUCGUGUGAUAGCUUUAUGUCCAGGAAUGACAUUGACUGAUGCAAUACCUGAGGAUGUAAAAUUGGCAUUAUUAUCACCCAAUUUUAUUCACAUUUGGGACAGGGACGUUUCAUCUCAAGCUCCUCAAGCGUGAGUUACUCAAUUGUUGUUUAGUUGAUUAUUUAUUUAAACCGAAAUUAACAGAGCUACUGAGAUACUGAUGACAAGUGUGCCGGUGUGCUAUUGUUCUAGGUGGAAAGGUAGUACACAAAGUUAUUUAAUUCAUAUCUGUAGGCAACGAUAAAUAAUUACUUAUGAAUAACUAUUAUGAGCGAAAUUCGGUUAUACAUAUUUUGUAAUAAUAAUUGUUAAGAUUUAAGUUAAAAUUUGAUCUUAAAAAGACAUCCUAGGAUAAUGUAGACAGGUGCAGCCUCUGUUAUAGGUAAUUUAAUGUACCUAUAUCUGUAAGCAACGAUAAAUCAUUGCUAACAAAAAAAGGUUUCUAAGCGAAGUUGAUAGUCAUGCUUUGUCAACAAUAUAUUAUGUCAUUAUGGUAAAAUAAUUAAAUAGGCAUUAUAUACUUUCUUCGAUAAUAUUUUUUUAAUAUUGUACCGAUUUUCCCAAGUUCUCAUGUUUUUUUCCCGGUUUUUCACAUUUGCUGAGAAAACUCGGGAAAAUCGAAAAAUUAUCUCCUUAAAGUAUCUUCCCAGUGAAAUUUCCUUUCGGAAAAAAUGUUAUCAUUUUAAAUUGGAACAAAAUCACUUGAAGAAAAGUUGUACACAGAAAAAAAAAGACCAUAAUAUUUUUUUACUGAUACCUACAUUUCGUACAUUUUCCGUUUUCCCAGAUAUUAUAAAAACCAUUCGAAAAAAGACCUCCCUAAAGUACUAUGUAGAUAAAUUUCCUUUCAGAAAAUAAGCUACACUAGAUACAUAGGAGCAAGAUUUCUGGUAGAAAAGUUUGCACCACAAAUCGAGGAGUAAUUUUUUAUUAAAAAAGUCCGAGCGAGUGAUGGCUUGGGUCUCCAGGUAAUCUCCAUAAUGUAUUUGUUUUUCCCUGUUUUGGUAAAAGUGGUAAAAAAAUACAAAAUAUUUUGUUGGAAACUCGGGACUCCUAGGAUGAUAAUAGCUAUGUAUAACCGAUCACGACAAAUAUUCUUUAAAUGAGGCUAUAUAGUUAUUUUACAUAACGAUAGUCGAUAAAAUAUAAUAUCCGGAUAAUAUCAGAACUUAAAAAGCUAUAUUUCGAAACCUAGUCAAUCAGCUCAAUUCUGACUUCACUAUCGUCCUUAAAUCGGCAAUAUACGUAUGUUAAAAAAUAACAAAAUUAAUAAACAAUAAAAGCAUUAUUUUCGUACAUUUUUCGUUUUUUUUACAUUUUAUUCUGGUUUUUUCCAGAUAUUAUGAAAACCGCUUUGAAAAUAAAAAAAAAAUGACCUCCUAAAAGUACUAUCUGAACAACAUUCCCUUUCAAAAAUAGUGCCGCGCGUAUGUCUGAGCAAGAUUUAUGGUAGAAUUUGUGUACACAAGAUAAAAAAGAAAGAAAAAAACAUCUUAGUAAAACCAAUACAUUCUUCGCUACACUCAGAAUCUAAUACUGAAAAUAAUAAAACCAUUAUUUCCAUAAACUUUCUCGUUUUUUUCUGGUUUUGUCUAAUUAUUAUGAAAACUGGUUGGUAAAUCAAAACAGAAAUGACUUACUCAUUAAGAAAAUCCAAAAUGCAACAAAAAAGUUUUUUGUGUUUGUUUUGACAAAAGCAAGAUUUCCGGUAAAUAACAUAAUUCGUAAAUAUUAAAAAAAUGAAAUCGGUAGUGCUACAACACUCCCUUAAAGAUUUUUUUAUAAUUUAGUUUCCGGUUUUUUAAAUUAUUAUGUAAACCUCUUAGAAAUCAAAAAAUUAACUCUUUAAUGCACCAAUUAAAUCCAAAAUACAACAAAGAAAGUCUCUUAUUAUUUUUUUAUUUGAGCAAAAUUUCUGAUAAAAAAGUUUUUUAUACACACACACACACAUAGAAUCUAAAACGAUAAAUUUUUAUAAUAAAUUAUUACACAUAUUAUAAUAUAUGAAGAAUAUUUUAUGAUUUUUAUGUUUCAGAGCUCAAAGCGUCGGACGUGCGUUAAUUCACGUAUUACAAAAAGCUCAAAGUGGUUCGGUUUGGGUCGCUGAAAACAAUAAAUCUGCCAAAGAAGUGAAAUUUCCAAACUUUUAAAGCAGUUCCAUUUGCUACCAAUAUAUUUUUUUAAAUUUUUGUAUUGUUUACAUUUUUUAACGGACACAAUAAUUUGUGGUUGUGUCAAAAUCGAUAUUUUUUUUAAUAAAUCCCAUAAUGCAAUCAUCUACCCACUAUACUUUAAUCAUUAAAAACAUAAAAGCUUUAAUAUAGGUAUUCAUAUACAUAUAUUGCUGUAUGCAUAAUACAUAAUAUAUUAUUUCAUAACCAAUAUAAUAAUAUUGAAGGGUGCCCGGGAAUAUCGUGUAACACUUUGUUCGGAUUUUUCUUUUUUUGGCGGAAUAAGGUGCUGAAAGUAAUUUCAAUCUUUUUUUAGAAUAUGAAAAUUCCCAGAAUAUUAUUUUCAUUGUAAAGAAUCAUUGAUAAUUAAAACGUGCUAGGUACGAGCGUUUGGUUUGUGCGUCGUUCACAGUUAACGAGUUAACGAACAGGAGGUUAAGAAUAACGUGCUAUGUGCAGUCUAAAUAAUAUUAUUCAAGAGAAUAUUUUCGUUACUGUACUGAUAUUUACAAACUGUUAAAUAAAACGUUAUUCCCAUCCACCCUUAAAAUUUCAAUAUCGUUUUGGCAAAAAUUUAGUAACUUAAUAACUAAAAUGUAAAGUUUAAAUUACAAAUUACCUAUACGGCUACACCCAAUGCUCAUGUUAAUCAUAUUAUAUAAUAUGUAGGCACAAAAUAAUUCGAUCCAAUUGUUAGAUAAAUGAUAAAUGAUUAUUGACCAUUAUUGUUUUUGUAUCUCAUGAUUACAGAUAUAUUAUUAUUAUUAAAUAUUUUUAUAAAUAGUUUUUUUUUUUUUAAUAAUUGUUUAUGCCUUAUACCAAAUAAAAUUAAUAAUUAGUUAUUUUUAUUUUUUAUUGUACCAACUGUAUUUUUAAAUUAAUCAUUGGCUGUGAAAUUUAUUGUUUUGAGGUAUGAUAUGCUGUUUACUUAAAACUUGUGCUUGUUUCAAAUAUUAACAAUAUUAAAUUUAUAACGCUUCCCCGAGACCAUAUAAAAUUAUUCUUAAAACUCAUUUUUUUUUAGAUUUCGAGCGUAGCGAGGAAACUAUUGGUUUUAUAAUGCUAUUUAUUUUUUUCUUCUUUGUUCUAGUCUGUAGACACGUUUUUUCCUAGUAAACUUGCUUCGAUGUUUUCUAGCACAAAUAUGGCUCUAAUCGAAAAACAACAAGAGACCAUUAUAUUUAUGAAUAUUUUUUUUUAAUAAGCGUUUUGAAGUCAGAUUUAAACCAAACUGCGCUCGUAAUGGUCUUUUGUCAGCAAUAGUUUAUCGUUGGGUACAGAUAAAUGAAAUAACCUUAUGUAUCCUACCUUCCCAACUUCCCAUCUACAACAGUGACUACAUAGUUGCACCCGUCUCCAGUAUCAGCUUUUUUUAGUUAUCAAUUCGUUCUGGAUGUUCUGUAUUUUCAACUAAAUAUUUGAAACCUACCAAUGUUCUAACAUAAAUAGCAUAUCAGCUCGCAGCCUACAUAUUAUAUUAUAUAUUAUCAAUAUUACCAUUAUUUACUUAUAUAUAAUAUAUUAUAGGUUCUAUAUGUAUGUAUUAAUAAGUAUCCAUUUUUAUAUGCUUUUUGUAAUACUAUUUAUAAUUUGAUAUUUUGUAUAGUAUAAUAUGUAUACUUACUUAUUUCUAAAUGUAUGCCAUAUCGUAUAAUAUAUCAGGAUAUGUACAGAGUUCAUUCUAACAGAAAUAUAAUUAAUAUAAAAUAAUAUGGUACCUAUACAACUUCACAGCAAUAAGUUCGUAAAUCUUUGUUGAACACUGUUUAUACUACUUACAUAUGUAUUAAAAUUUAAAAG
Molecule: messenger RNA, 10709 nt
Organism: Cinara cedri
Lineage: Eukaryota; Metazoa; Arthropoda; Insecta; Hemiptera; Aphididae
Source: the annotation of a GenBank genome assembly